Molecule: messenger RNA, 740 nt
Organism: Orussus abietinus
Lineage: Eukaryota; Metazoa; Arthropoda; Insecta; Hymenoptera; Orussidae
Gene: RpL13A
Product: 60S ribosomal protein L13a
Exons: 6
Coding region: 60-674 (204 amino acids)
Biological process (GO): translation; negative regulation of translation
Cellular component (GO): cytosolic large ribosomal subunit; ribosome
Molecular function (GO): mRNA binding; structural constituent of ribosome
Source: RefSeq, a predicted model, not a curated record
UCCGGCGCCACCUCACACUUUCCUGAUGCUCAUGGCUCCUUUUCCGGCAGGGUCAGAAAAUGACGGGCUUCAGUGAAAAGCCAAUUUUGAUAGAUGGCCGUGGCCAUUUGCUCGGCCGCCUGGCGGCUAUCAUCGCUAAAACGAUCCUUCAGGGCAACAAAGUCAUCGUUGUUCGCAGUGAACAACUUAAUAUUUCCGGAAACUUUUUCAGGAAUAAAUUGAAAUUUAUGUCUUUUCUACGAAAGAGGUGUAAUGUUAAUCCAGCACGUGGACCGUUCCACUUCCGGGCACCCAGCCGAAUUUUAUGGAAGACAGUGCGUGGGAUGAUCCCACACAAAACACAAAGGGGAAAGGAUGCCUUAAGGAGGUUGAAGGUUUACGAAGGUUGCCCACCACCUUAUGAUCGCAGAAAACGUGUUGUCGUCCCAGGAGCUAUGAGAGUUAUAUGCCUCAAGCCUGGCAGAAAGUAUUGUCAUGUUGGACGUUUGUCACAUGAAGUGGGAUGGAAGUACAAGGCUGUUGUACGUACUCUGGAGAACAAGAGGCGUGUUAGAGCCAUUAUGGAAGUUCAGAAGAGGGACAAGCUUAAGAAACUUACCAAACAAGCAGGAGAAGCAGUUGCUCAGAGAGCAGCACCGUACACGAAAAUCAUUAAUGGUUAUGGUUAUAAUUAGAGCGUGUUAUAUAAGGGAGAAUAAAGCCUUGUCCAGAAAAUAAAUUGGGUUCAUUUUUUAAUGAUA